AGGGCUUGUUAUUACUUAUAGUUAUGGGAAGCUAAUCCCUAUCCAAAUAGGACUUGGUUUCUGUUCAAUAUUCUAUAUAUACAUCUGACGCCCACCCAGUUGACCGUAGAAAACUCAAUAUUAAGAACUUUUCCGCUCCCUUGUGGUUGCUAUAUACACUAACCAUUUAACCAAUUUCUUUAUUUAAGAAUUUAUACGAUUUGCUUGGCUUCUGAAACAAUGGAAUGGGAAGAUGGUAAGACUUUGGGGAGAUGGGAAGACCUCAGCACUGACAUAUUGUGGAAGAUUUUUGAGUCCUUCAACGACGUCUCUGAUUUAUCUUCCGCCGUUGAGAAGGUCCAUUGCAGUGCCGUUUGCAGUGCAUGGCGUUCGGCUCUCUGCGAUCCCCAGCUUUGGCAUACACUUGAUUUGUCAAUGAUUAAACAUAAUUUCAUCAAAACCAAAGAUGAGCCGUAUGUUUAUGUUUGCAGCCAGUCCGAUUUGACAUUGAGUCGUGUUUUGAAGGUUUCUCUGAGUCUCAGCCGCCAAAACAUAACCACCUUGAUUUUCAAUCUCCAGUUAUAUGUCCCCGACGACCUCUUCACUUACACCGCUGAAAGGUGCCCGAAGCUGAGACGAUUAGUUAUGCCAUCUUGGAACAAAAUAAAGAUUGAUGGCAUCAGCAAGGGCAUUGGGUGUUGGAAACAUCUUGAAUCGCUGACAAUAGGGAACAUAGAAAAGUAUCAAUACCUCACUCUCUUGCAGGUGAUUUACUACAACUGCAACAACUUCAGGGAACUCAAAUUGAUGGGUACUUGUGAUACAUAUUCCUUUGCCUCGGCAAUGGUUAGAUAUCUUCCAAAACUGGAGGUUUUAAGCCUCCGGUGCUCGAUGUUGUCGAAGGACGCUUUGAUGGUGAUAUUGGAGAGCCUACCCAACUUGGAAGUUCUCAACAUAUCGCAUUGCGUUGUAUUGGAUGAAACCCAUCAGCCUCAUCAACCUUUUAGAAUUGUUGAGGAGCUUGAUGCAUCCAUUGUUCACAAGGCUUCAAGGUUAAAGAGAUUUAUAACGUGCAUGCGUAUGCCUACGGCCAUGCGUGUGCAGGAAGACUCGUGCAGCAUGUGCCAAAGGACCAGAAACGACGAGGGGAUCAUCAGGUGGCAUAGAUAUGAACAAGGGAUGUGGAAAGCAGAUGAAGUGGCCUCCCUUGCUCUUUGAUUGAAAAAAAAAAAGAAAAAAAGAAAAUUAAUUGUAAAGAAUGUUUUACCAGCCUCUAACCCUUAAUUAAUAAAACUUUCCGGUCUGUGUGUGUUUAUUAUAAUGUAUUUCACUGAAGCUGCUCAUUGAAAAAAAAUAUUGUUGUUGAUUAGUCUAGUCUGAGGAAAUUAAAAUGAAAUUAAUUUCAUAAAAGGAAGUAAACUAAAAAUAAAUAAAGAAAAAACAGAGAAAGAAAUAGAGGGAUU
This is a messenger RNA of Prunus dulcis (almond), 1442 nucleotides long. RefSeq names its product F-box/LRR-repeat protein At3g48880-like. The record is from RefSeq and is a predicted model, not a curated record. The coding region runs from base 220 to 1197 and encodes 325 amino acids. The transcript has 2 exons. NCBI's taxonomy places the organism in Eukaryota, Viridiplantae, Streptophyta, Magnoliopsida, Rosales, Rosaceae. Gene Ontology annotation, molecular function: protein binding.